AUGGAUGCUGCCAAUGAGUCUUCAGAGGGAGGCCCAUUCAUCCUUCUGGGACUGACAACAAGUCCUGGACAGCGGCGGCCUCUCUUCAUGCUAUUCUUGGGCCUGUAUGUGGCAGGCAUCCUGGGUAAUGGACUCAUUGUGGCCGCCAUCAGGGCCAGUCCAGCCCUGCACAUACCCAUGUACUUCCUGCUGGCCCAUCUGUCCUUUGCUGACCUCUGCUUUACUUCCGUCACUGUCCCCACGAUGUUGGCCAACUUGCUGGCCCAUGACCACUCCAUCUCCCUAGCUGGCUGCCUGACCCAGAUGUACUUCUUCUUUGCCCUGGGGGUAACUGAUAGCUGUCUCCUGGCCGCCAUGGCCUACGACCGCUACGUGGCCAUCCGACAGCCUCUCCGCUAUGCCACAAGGAUGUCCCGGGCCGUGUGCACAGCCCUGGUGGGGACCGCAUGGCUGGUGUCCCACCUCCACUCCCUCCUGCAUAUCCUGCUUAUGGCCCGCCUGUCCUUCUGUGCCUCCCCCUAAGUGCCCCACUUCUUCUGUGACCACCAGCCUCUCUUAAGGCUCUCCUGCUGCACCCGCCACAUCCAGCUGCUCAUCUUCACUGAGGGUGCUGCAGUGGUGGUCGCUCCCUUCCUGCUCAUUCUGGCCUCCUAUGGGGCCAUUGCGCUGCCCUCAGCAUCUGGGAGGCUCCGGGCUGUAUCCACCCGUGGCUCCCACCUGGCAGUGGUCGGCCUCUUCUACGGGACAGUCAUCACAGUCUACGUCCAGCCCACAUCCCGGUAUGAGGCAGAGCGGGGCCGUGUGGCCACUGUCAUGAACACCAUAGUCACCCCCAUGCUAAACCCCGUCAUCUACAGCCUCCGGAACCGUGACGUGCAGGGCGCACUCCGAGCCCUUUUCACUGGACGAAGGAUCUCAGUUGCUGACUCCUAA
Molecule: messenger RNA, 933 nt
Organism: Mirounga angustirostris (Northern elephant seal)
Lineage: Eukaryota; Metazoa; Chordata; Mammalia; Carnivora; Phocidae
Product: olfactory receptor 1K1
Biological process (GO): G protein-coupled receptor signaling pathway
Cellular component (GO): plasma membrane
Molecular function (GO): olfactory receptor activity; G protein-coupled receptor activity
Source: RefSeq, a predicted model, not a curated record